Messenger RNA from Fusarium venenatum, 1047 nucleotides. RefSeq lists its product as uncharacterized. Lineage: Eukaryota; Fungi; Ascomycota; Sordariomycetes; Hypocreales; Nectriaceae. The record is from RefSeq and is a predicted model, not a curated record.
AUGCCGGGAAGUUUUUCCAAGGUUGUCAGAGGAGGGAAGGAGGAUAAGAAUGCCUUCAAAGUCGAAACCACAACCACGAAUAAUGCAAGUAUCAUUACAGUCGAUGCCCGAGGAGACAGGAACAGUGAUAAAGCGACCGCUGAUUUAGCGGAAGCUUUGAGCCCUGUUACUGGUGGACAAGAGCCUGCGCAAGCGUCGGUGUCUAAUACAUCACUGUCAUCGGUGGAAACAGUUGAGGAUGAAGCAGAUUGCUGGGGAUUGUUCACUUUUAUCGAAAAAGGUCGGGAUGAAUCUGGCAUUGUCGACAUCGUGGCUAUUCAUGGUCUUAAUGGCCAUUACUACAAAACCUGGUCCACAUCGUCAACAAAGGGAAGUAGAAUCAACUGGCUAAAAGACAUGCUUCCUGAACGCAUACCUAAUGCCAGAAUUAUGUCCUUUGGAUACAAUACCAAUGUUCAGUUCAGCAAGUCCACGGCAGGCAUCAGCGACUUCGUCGAGGGUCUUCUUUCGGACCUCAUGUCAUGCAGGACAAGCCACCAGGAAAAGACACGGCCUAUCAUAUUUAUUUGUCACAGUCUAGGUGGCAUCGUCUUCAAACAAGCGUUGGUGAGAGCUCGGGAACGCGAUAGGUACACCGAUCUCCUUAAGCAUAUUCCAGACUUCGGCAAGGUGCUUGCAUCGAUUCUCAAAGCGUCCACUAUGGGGAUCAAUACCAACACCAAGGUGGUCAAUGAUCUCAAAAAGAACUCGCAAGCGCUGUAUGAGAUCACUCAGUCUUUCGUGGAUCGCAGCAAGGCAUUGCACAUUGUCACUUUCUACGAAACAGAGAAAAUGGAGUUUCUAAGUGCACAAAUCAUGGUCAAAGAAUCUGCUGUCUUGAAUCUACCAAACGAGAUACCGGUGCUUAUUAAUGGGAACCAUAGCAGUAUGUGCAAGUUUUCAAACUCUGGGGCCGCGAAAAGGAGUUUCACCCGUGUUUACUCUCACUUGGAGGAAAUGAUCAGUGGUCUGAUAAAGAACGAAGUCUCUUAUCCUGCCAGUAAAUGA